Rotaria sp. Silwood1 is the source of this 1566-nucleotide messenger RNA. The record is from the annotation of a GenBank genome assembly. Lineage: Eukaryota; Metazoa; Rotifera; Eurotatoria; Philodinida; Philodinidae.
AUGUUUAUCAUUUCGUGUAUUAUUUUAACUUGUUUUCAAUCGAUCGUAAAUGCCAAUAAACCCGUAAUUGUGCAUACAAAUUAUGGUGAUGUAGAAGGUUAUGAGACAGAUUUGGCUCGUGUUUUUUAUGGUAUUCCUUAUGCUCAGCCACCUGUUGAUACAUUGAGAUGGAAACAUCCAGUGCCCAUUCCUAAAUGGGCUCCUAAAGUGAUUAAUGCUACUCAACCAGCUCCUGCUUGUCCUCAACCUCCAUGUAGUUUACCAUCUAUAUUAUGUCCAAAAAUUAUGUCUGAAGAUUGCUUGUAUUUAAAUAUAAUUACACCGUUAUCAAAUGAUUCUUCUUUAUUACCCGUUAUGCUUUAUAUAGCAGGUGGAAACUUUCAAUUUUUGGAUGCAUCAAUACCAGUGUAUGAACCUCAACAUUUUGUUAAUCAGACGAAUGUUAUAUGUGUGCUUAUUCAAUAUCGACUUGGUGUACUUGGUUUUUAUGCAACUGGAUCCGGACCGAAUGAUAUAAAUGGCAAUUAUGGUAUUCUUGAUCAACGUAUAGCAAUUGCAUGGGUCAAAGCUAAUAUCAAAGCAUUUGGUGGAAAUCCAAAUCAGAUAACUAUGUAUGGAGAAAGUGCUGGAGCUCAAUCAACAGCUUUACAUUAUAUCACUCCUGAAAUGCAAUCAUUUUUUCAAGCUGCCAUCAUUCAAAGUGCUCCAAUGUCAAUACCUUUUAGAACCUAUGCCGAAUAUGUCACACCUGGUGUACUCCUCGGUGAACAACUCAAUUGUAGUUACAGAAAUAUCUCCUGUUUUCGUGCCGCUUCUUAUCAACAAAUAGUUGCUGCUCAAAAAGUCGUCAAUACAAUGUUAACAUCAUUAAAUAUUUUACUUUUCUUUGAACCAUGGGUACCUGUUAUUGAUAAUUCAGUUGUAUAUGGACAAGUUAUUGAUAUUAUUCAAAAUGUAUCAUUUCCAUUAAAACCACUUAUUAUUGGUACAUUAACUGAAGAAGCUGUACUUUAUAUUUAUGAAGGCUGGCACAAACCAGUCUAUCCUAAACAGUAUACAGAAAUUCUUCUUACUACAUUUAAUCGACAUGCUUUAAAAGUUCUCGAACGUUUUCCACCUGAAGGAACAGGCGAUCAGCGUCUACUUCUUGCUGAUGUUGGUACUCGUUGGGUAUUUGCUUGUUCAACUCGUGUAUUUGCUCGUAAAGCAGCUACAUAUACAUAUGUUUUUGGAUAUCCUCUUGAUUUUGACGGUUGGGAUAAUUUAACAUUUUGCAUUGGUCAUGUCUGUCAUGGUAGUGAAUUACCAUAUGUAUUUGAAUCAGGUUGGGUCAAUUUUACUGAUGCAGGUCGAAUAUUAGCAACAAAUUUAGUAACUUAUUGGACUAAUUUUGGUAAAACACAUGAUCCUAAUCAACCAGUAACACCAUCAUUGUUAUGGCCAAAAUCAUCAAUAGGUAAUGAGCAAUAUAUGUAUUUUCAGAAUCCAUUGCAAGUAGAAGAAAAUUAUUUAAAAGACGAUUGUGACUUUUUUGAUAAGAUUGGUUAUAAAUAUUAUUAUCAAUAG